UUCACGUUGCUUACAGGAGACACCAUUAUUCGCCGAUAAAAGCUGUUUUUAAAUAUUCAGCAUGAGGCCGUUAACAGACGAGGAGACGAAAACAAUGUUUGAGAAACUGUCGAAAUACAUCGGUGAAAACAUAAGACUGCUUGUGGACCGACCCGACGGCACCUACUGUUUCAGGCUGCACAGUGAUCGUGUGUACUACAUGAGUGAGAAAAUUCUUAAGUUGGCCACGAACUUUUCCCGUGACAAGCUCGUGUCAGUGGGAACGUGUUUUGGAAAGUUCACGAAGACCAGCAAGUUCCGCCUGCACAUCACGGCUCUGGAUUUUCUGGCCCCCUAUGCAAAGUUCAAGGUGUGGGUGAAGCCUGGAGCAGAGCAGUCUUUCCUCUAUGGGAACCACGUGUUAAAAUCCGGGCUUGGGAGAAUCACUGAGAACACUAUGCAGUACCAGGGAGUUGUGGUCUACUCCAUGGCUGAUGUGCCCCUGGGUUUUGGAGUUGCAGCCAAGUCCACACAGGAGUGCCGGCGAGUGGACCCCAUGUCCAUUGUAGUGUUCCACCAGGCUGAUGUGGGAGAGUUCAUUAGGAACGAAGAUACGCUAACAUAGGAUGCAUCACCAAAUAGACUGUCAAAUCCCCCCUUUUCUUUACUGCUUUCCAACCUGGUAACAGUCACUGAAGUUCACACCAUCAUUGACUCACCUUGGGAUAAUCUGCUGUCUACAGUAUUCCUUUGUCAAAGAACCUCCUGAUAUUCCACCCUGACUUUCAGUCAAAUCUUGUCAAAAUGAAGCAGAAUGCUUUUGUAUUUUUCUUUUGUAAAUGUUAUCUUUCAAAUAAAUCCAUAAUGUCUUUGUA
Xiphias gladius (swordfish) is the source of this 854-nucleotide messenger RNA. It is a transcript of the gene nip7, whose product is annotated as NIP7 nucleolar pre-rRNA processing protein. The record is from RefSeq and is a predicted model, not a curated record. The transcript has 5 exons. The coding region runs from base 62 to 604 and encodes 180 amino acids. Gene Ontology annotation, cellular component: nucleolus; preribosome, large subunit precursor; nucleus. Gene Ontology annotation, molecular function: RNA binding. NCBI's taxonomy places the organism in Eukaryota, Metazoa, Chordata, Actinopteri, Istiophoriformes, Xiphiidae. Gene Ontology annotation, biological process: ribosomal large subunit biogenesis; ribosome assembly.